Klebsormidium nitens is the source of this 1999-nucleotide messenger RNA. Lineage: Eukaryota; Viridiplantae; Streptophyta; Klebsormidiophyceae; Klebsormidiales; Klebsormidiaceae. The record is from the annotation of a GenBank genome assembly.
GUUUCCAUGGAUGUUCUGUGGAGAAGACAGUCUACAGCGGGAGUGCCUCGUUGAUUUCAAAAUGCAGGAAUUCUUCCUAGGUAGCUAUUAAAUGUAUGUAAGUACAUUGCAGGAGGCAGAGUUUCUUGCAUGUGAAUUCUUGACUACCUUAUUCUUGCAAAGUUUCUUGCCCGCUCCGUGUUUGCGCAGUCUGUUCUCAGUAAGUACAGAAGAUAAGUUGGGAAAACUUCUGUGGUCAAGCCAGCUUUAUGCGUAGGCCUCAGUCUCACAGAGCAAACUCGCUUAGAAGUUGCUGCAAGGUUCUCACAGCAGGACAUUUUGUAGAGCGUUGUCCGUAGUAGGUUGUACUGGUGUUGUGGAGAUGAACUGUAACUUUCUCUGAGUAAUCUGUAGGGCUUUUGCUACAAAAGCUGAACAUCUUAGAAGACAGCUAAAGUUUUGAACUGUCAUUACAAGCGGGCUUACGUUUUCGUAUAUGAUCAGAGAAGUCUCGUGUGGAAAAGGCAGUAACGAAGUUUGAACUGUCUGACAUAUAAAGUAGACUCGGCAUUUGACAAGCAGCAAGCAUGCCUUGGUGGUUAAUUUUUAUGAUCGCUGGAUUGAGUUUUGGCGCGUUUCUCUCAAUCCUUCUAGCCGUCCUCUCGUGGCUCCUUUACCCAAAGCCGCUCGCGUUCACUGGCAAGCAUGUGCUGGUGACUGGCGGGUCAAAGGGCCUUGGCCUUGAGUGGGCCAUCCAGAGCGCACAAGACGGCGCCAGGUGUAUCUCCCUCAUUGGUCGUGACAAGGCCAGGCUGCAAGCGGCCACCGAGCGAGUUCGGAGCCUUGCACCGGAGGCCAUUGUGUCUGCUUACUCCGCUGAUGUCAGCGAUGAGGAGGGGAUCUCCCAGGCAGUUGCUGAGGCGGAGGCGGUGGGGGGGACAAUUGACGUCCUGAUCGCAAAUGCAGGAACGCUCGAGGUGUCGAAGUUGGAGUCCCACUCGCCAACCACCGCCCGGCGGCUUCUGGAUGUCAACAUCGUCGGGACGCUCAACACCAUUCAGGCGGCGCUGCCCAAGAUGAAGAUCAAGGACACCAAGCCCGGCAGCGAUGGAUUCCGCUCGAUCGUUCUGGUGGGCGCCCUCGAGUCGUUCAUUCCGUCGUUCGAGCACGGGAUUUAUGCUGCAUCCAAGUACGCUGUGCGCGCGCUCGCCGAGACUCUGCACGUGGAGCUGGGGCCGUACCCGCACAUCCGGGUGUCGCUCUUCUGCCCCAGCCGGGCCGCCACAGAUCUACAGGGAGUUGAAGAGACGAGCAACUACAGCGACGUGAUGCGCGCCGGGCUCGGGAAGCGCGGCGCCGUGACGUACCAGUCGCCGGCAAAGGCCGUUUCCGAGGGGAUCAAGUCGCUCAAGAUGGGCCGCUUCGCGAUCACCACGCGCUACGGCGCAUACUGGUUCCGGGUUUUAGGGUUUGGGGCGAUGCCGCAGCCGUCGCUCUUUUCGGUCAUCUUUGAGGGGAUAUUCAUGGCCGUGUUUCGGAUUCUGAGUGUGAUCUUUGUGGUCCCUGCGUGGCGGAAAGGCGUCGUGAAGCUUUGGAAGAAUAACGGCGAGGAGAUGGUGGGGCUCAAGCACUCAGCGGCUCCAGAGUCCGUAGUGUAGGGAACAUGGCCAUGACCAGCGUUGCGCGAGAAGCGACGGCACUGCGCGGUUGCGACGGACGGUUGCGAACGUAGGUUGACUUGCCAUUAGACGCCUAUAGUGAUUCAUUUGCGCGCGCAUUUACCGGAAGCAGGGUAAUGAAAGGUGUGUAAAGCUCAAUGCCGUGAUGUGAAAUAAAGGACUGUCUUUUACGGAAAGUCGAGUGAGUCGUACAGCUUCCUUUUGACCAAAACAUAUUUCUCAGUACUUUUGUCUCUUAGCGACUGCAUCAAAAUACAUCCUGGUAGCUGAGAAUGAUGAUUGGAGUUUUGAUGACGGUAUGUGCCUUUAACGGAUGAUCGGAUCCUUUUCUUGGCCUCCAG